Messenger RNA from Tremella mesenterica DSM 1558, 834 nucleotides. RefSeq lists its product as uncharacterized. The record is from RefSeq and is a predicted model, not a curated record. The coding region runs from base 1 to 834 and encodes 277 amino acids. The transcript has 5 exons. NCBI's taxonomy places the organism in Eukaryota, Fungi, Basidiomycota, Tremellomycetes, Tremellales, Tremellaceae.
AUGUCUAAGCGUACUUUGUCCUCGUCUAUCUCUUCUCGUCAAACUCGGGCCUCUACUGUGGCCAUUCUCCCCGACGUCGAUCCCGAACUUCUCAUGCGUCAAACGAAAAGAAUGAGAAUUACCUCCCAAGCGCCAGUUCCCUCUCAACCUCCAUUGGUUGACGCUUCUCGAAGGGCUCUCGACACCAUUAAGGAUCGAUAUCAAUCCGGCCCUUCUCGCGACCAACAAUCGUCUCUUCUCGAUGACGAGGUCAUCGAGCAAUAUAUCGACUUCGAAGCGGGGGCAGGGCCAUCUACCACUGGUGAGAACCUAUCUCCUGCGAAAUCUGUCGAGUCCGAACACGGUACCAUCGUUGAAAAUCAAAAUUCUCCUGGUAAUAAGUCCCCUGUGCCACCUUCUGAUUCCGAGGGGCUUGUCGAGGUUCCCCAUGAACUCGAAACCAUUUUUCACGCCCCUCGCAAGGUUCCGGUCAAUGAUGAACUUGCUAAGGCUCUGGAUGCUCGAAAAGACUCGGAAAUUGGUGAGAUUUCUACAGAAUUCUCUACCCUCUGGGCCCGCCUUUCUUUCUCCUCUGUUCGUCACGCUCUGAAGGAUGAAGCCCUCGAUCGCUUUCGCGAGACUGGGGCCAUCAAGCCCACUGUCAAGUGGUUUGGUAACGCCCUUGAUCGCUUGGCCCAAGGUUGGCGACUUCGUAACAAGAAUGGCGCUGUUGUCCGUCUCGAGGGUGAGCUUUGCUCCGAUUGCCAGCGUCGUCUCGAUGGUGGAGAAGAUUUUCGUGUAGGUUGUAUCGGUCCUCGGAACUUCAAAGUGUUCGGUGAAAACCAACAAUCCUGA